Periconia digitata is the source of this 1231-nucleotide messenger RNA. The record is from the annotation of a GenBank genome assembly. Lineage: Eukaryota; Fungi; Ascomycota; Dothideomycetes; Pleosporales; Periconiaceae.
UCAACCAUAUCGCUCUUCAGCAGAUUUGCAUAUAGCCCACCCAACAGCAAUGAUAGUGCCGCCAAUUUCAAAGUUAGAAGUGUUGCGCUUCAGCCACGUAGCAUUGGUCUUGUUUCCCAGGUCUUCAAAACUCUUGCACUUUUACACCGAGCAAGCCAUAUAACAACUCCGCCACGACCGAAAGGGUAGAAAGUAAUUCCAGAGCUGAUACUAUCAUCGAUACAAUUUCCACAUGAGCACCUUCCUUGAUGAUUGUCAUAUGUUCCUACAUCGAAACUGUCUCCCAAAAGCCCUUGGAGCCCGGUCUCCGUGUCAUUCUCCGUGUCUUCAUUGCCAUCGAAGUUGUGUCCCUUAUCUAAAAUCGAUGUUCAGAUACGUGUUCGAUUCCCUGUCACUGAUCCACUAACCAAUUCCUAUAGAUCAUUUCUAUCGGAGCCCAAUUGUUUCCAACAUAGAAUUUGAUAGAUCUCCCUCGUUCGUACUUAAACCCCUGUUCCACGUGUAAUAAUUGACUAUAGCUCAUUCACCCCUAUCCACUCCUCUCCCGCGGCCUGCUCGCACCGCUGUUCAAUUGGCCAUCAUCUGUUUAUUACUAUGAAGACCACCAAUAUCAGUACUGUGCAGUCUGUUCCGUAUCAUCUAGAUAUCUUUUACAAAGCCGCGUGCACAACUAGUCAGAGGUGGAAAUAAACAGGAGGAGAAUUGCAAUAUGGUAGAUGAUAUAAGACAAACAACUGGAUAAUAGUUGACGGUAAUACUUUAACAAGCUAAAGUUCCACUUUGGAAGUACUCUACCGUUGGCCCAGCCUGCCACCAAAGGAGUACACCGACCAAGUCGAUGCCACUCCCCCCCGUACAUCACCACCUACAAACCAAGAAAACAACUCACAUAGACAUAUUACACUAUAAGAAUCAACCCCAGCCCAACAACUGCGUCACCAUACUAAACAAAAAGCCCAAAUCCUCACAUGACACCAUCAACUCCGAAAACCCAGAACGGUGGGUAAGCCUCACUAUAAAAGGCCAUGUGUCACCCACCACGAGCGGCUGUCAUGCCCAUUACCCAACUACAUUGCGUGAGCCGGUCCAAUCCGACCGCAAAGAGCCCACGCCAUUUUUUUGGCUCCGCAUUCCCCGGAAAGUGUUCAGCCAGCGCAUAGGUACACCAUGUACGCAUGUAAUUGUUGUACGACGUUCGGCUAAUUCAGAGCACCUGCAUAUACAUGCAUGA